AAUUUGAGUAACCAGAUUGGAGGCUUUCGGCUGUGACGGAGAGUGCAGCCCUUUUCGUGUGAAAGAGUUCAGACUGUCGUGAAGUUUUUAGGAGACUUGUGUGCACUUUAAAAAGGGAAUUGCAGCUGGCGGUGACAGGGACAAGUCACAUCGAGACGUCUGACGAUUUUAAAAGCGAAAUCUAUCCAUUUGCAUUUCCUUAACUGCAAGUUUGGAAGUUACACCGCACUUUUUGAGUAACUGUGCAAACGUGUUGUUCCGUGCACGUUUCUGGCGUUGGUGGCGACCUAUUUAAUUAAGACUUUUUUGGAGUACCUGACAACAUUACACUCAACAGUUUUUUUUAUCAGAAUAACAAGGAUGUCCAGCCAUAGCGAAUCUCUUCGACCCAGGUUGUGUUCGCUGGAGAAAGGGGGGAAUGGUUAUGGUUUUCACCUCCACGGGGAAAAGGGGAAGACCGGUCAGUUCAUUCGGCUGGUGGAGCCGGACUCCCCAGCUGAAGCGUCGGGGCUCCGCGCCGGCGACAGGCUGGCGUUUGUCAACGGGGAAAGCGUAGAGAGCGAGAGUCACCAACAAGUGGUGUCCAGGAUAAGAGCAACAACCGGGGAUCUGAAACUGAUCGUGGUGGACCGGGAAACCGACGACCUGCUGAAAAAAUACAACCUGAAGUGCCAGCCGGAGUAUGUCACGUCGGGCAUCCCUAUACCGAGCGAGUCAGAGGAGGAGGUCGGGGAGAACGGCAGCCGACGGGGCUCUUCUCCGACCCCGGAGAAAAAUGGAGAUAUCACUGGCGAGAAAAAGCCGAGUGUCAGCUCCGAGAAGGAAUCUAAGACUGAACUCCGUCCUCGGCUUUGCAAAAUCAAGAAAGGCGUCUCUGGCUAUGGCUUCAACCUACACAGCGAGAAAUCCAAACCGGGACAGUAUAUCAGAGCCGUGGAUCCAGAUUCUCCUGCAGAGAAGUCCGGCCUGUUACCCCAGGACCGGAUUGUGGAGGUGAAUGGAUUGUCCAUGGAGGGGAAGCAGCAUGCAGAGGUGGUAGCGGCCAUCAAAGCUGGCGGCGAAGAGACGACUCUCCUGGUGGUCGACCCCGACACGGACACGUUCUUCAAGAAGUGCAAGACCAUCCCCGCAGAGGCCCACCUUACAGGAGCUUUGCCAGAGCCUGUUGUCAAUGGAGAUGUUGAAGAUAAGGCCAAUGGCAAGGUGGCUAAGGAGCCAGAGCCCAAGGUGUCGGUCAGCCCGACGUCUUCUAACGCUUCCUCCAACACAUCCCUCACAGGGAUCCCUGCCAGCACACCCACCCCAGAGGUGAAGCCCGCGGAGAAGGAGUCUGGAGGCGACCCGGCGCUGAGCCUCACCAUGUCUCUGCAGCAGGCCAAGGAGCGGGCGCAUCAGAAGCGCUCCAACAAGAGGGCGCCGCAGAUGGACUGGAGCAAGAAAAACGAACUGUUCAGCAACCUAUAAAACUGAAGCCGCCGGCUUCCUGGGUUUUUCAGACCAGCACAGAUCUGUUCUUUUUCAUGAUUUCUAUCCCCAAAUUGAAAGACAAAGUUUAAUUUUUCACCUUUUUUUAAUACUCAUGUGAUAUUAAGCAUUCGAUGAAGAAGAGAAGACAUUCGCAGUAUUUCUAAAAAAAAAUGUGAAAAAAAAUCUAAGAAAUUAUCGGAAGAGAAUCUAUAUAUAUAUACAGUAUAUAAAUAUAUAUCAAUAUCAUAUGUAAACGAUCAAUAUAGUAUUUUGGUGAAAAUGAGUUGUGAGAAUUGUUGAGAGCUAAAAGUGUUCAAAAGCCCUAGGGCUUUUAACCACUGUGUAUUGGAAUGGAACCACUGUGUGCUGAUCACUCACGCCCUAUCGAAGGAUUGUGUUGAAUGUGUGCUCUUUGUGUUUGAGGAGUUCUUGGAGCAGGACCUCGUAUUUCAUAACCUUUAUUUUUGUAGAAAUCUCAUUUUCUGUUAUUUAAGCUAUAUUUAAGACCUUGCUUGCAGGGUCUCGGUAACAUUUUGACUCGUCUUUCCCUUACUUUUUUUUAAUUGAGCCAUGCUUUCUUGGAUAAAGUAACACGCCCAGCCACUCCCAGUCCGUAGGACAGCCACUAUUUCUUUCUUUUCCGUUGAUGAAAGUUCCUUGAAAUUACUGAGCCGACUCCUACCCCAUGUUUUGUUUUUUAUUUUUUAUUUUUUAAUGUGUAGGUUUAGGUGUUAGCAUCUGUUUAAAAACAUUUUAAGAUAUUUUAAAAUUUGUUUUAGAUUAAGUGUUCAGCCCUUACUGUGAUUUGGGACUGACUGAGUGGUUUCCUAGAGCAUCAAGAAUAGAAAUGGCUCACUUCAGAAACAGGUCUGGGGCAGAGAGGGGUUCAGUUCAAUUCAGUCACUGAUUGUUCAGGGCCGUCCUUUUAGAUUCCGCAGUGUGUGCUAGCAGCUGUAAUGAAAGAUUAAGAGCAAUGUUGAAUAAGAAAAAGAGAUUAUAGUGCAUGUUUAAAACGAAGUGAUGUGAUGUACAAGAAUUUAAGGAACAGCACAAGAAUGACAAGGAAACCAGGGGUGAUCACAUCAAAAAUUUGAAAAACUCCUCCACUGUGUGAAAUGUCCAUUUUACAGGAGGGGUUAUUGUGGGCAUUUUUACAGUGCAUCCUACAGAAUCAUCUGUUUUUAAUCUUCUGGAGAGUUCUGAUAUUGUGUAUAUAUAUGGAAUGCACAUUUAAUUUUCUGGCAGUAUUUGCUAAUCCACUAUAUCAUUUCAGCAUUUGAACAUGCCUGUGUGGCUGCAGAACUGGAACUGUUCCCAUUCUGCCUUUGUAAUAUUUAGUUACAGUACUUAUUGCUUGUUUUUCACAAUCUACAAAAGUUUGACAGUAAUACCAUUACAGUGUCCAAUAACUCAGUGAAAGAGCUUACUGUAGGUUUUCGUUUUAACAGUACUUUGAUAAUAAACCCUUUUCUCUGCACAGUAUGGUAAUUAAAAAAAAAUCUAACUAAUGAAAACAACUUUGGAAGUGAUCUGAAGAAGCUCAUAAAUGAACUUUUUUUUUGCCUUACUUAGGUAAGGGUAGCUAUUGUUUUUUGACAAUCAAACCACUGGAACACAAUGGUUGUUGGACCAAAAUUGGACUGUUGAAUUUGUUUUGUCAGCUUUACCCAACCCAAGGCUCGCAGCAAUUGAUAAAGUAACCAAAAACAAAUAUACUGUGGUGUUUUUGAACUUGUCCUGUGUUCACUUCUUAUGUGGAAUUAUCUUUGGUUUGUUUUUUUUUAUGUUUUUUCCUAUUGUCUUGAAAAUUGAGAGAUCAUUUCUACAUUUUGUUUUCAAUAAAUUUCUAGAUUAGUGAAAUAAGUAUUUUUGUUGCGGUUAAGUGGUGUUAAAUGAUGCUUUUGCUUAUUUUUCAAGUUUCUCUUAGUCUGGAGAUUAGUAAGGAACCUACCACAGCACUGCAAGGCUAAAUUUGUUUGCCAACAUUCUUGUUAUGAGUUAAAUUUUAGGACAGUGACAGGGAGACUGUAUUAUUUGUAUAUUAAUGAGAGGAUUAAUAAAAUUUAGAUGAAAUCCAUAAA
Lepisosteus oculatus (spotted gar) is the source of this 3548-nucleotide messenger RNA. Its product is annotated as Na(+)/H(+) exchange regulatory cofactor NHE-RF1. Gene Ontology annotation, cellular component: apical plasma membrane. The record is from RefSeq and is a predicted model, not a curated record. Gene Ontology annotation, biological process: protein localization to plasma membrane. Gene Ontology annotation, molecular function: protein-membrane adaptor activity; signaling receptor binding. Lineage: Eukaryota; Metazoa; Chordata; Actinopteri; Semionotiformes; Lepisosteidae.